UUGCGUCACUACUGUGCGACGCACAUGUUGAGGUGAAAGUGCAAGCUGCCAUUUUUUCGAAGGAAUCUUCCUGAUUAGUUAGACGAUCUAAGGCAAACUGUAAGUUACACCGUUAGUCUUUAGCGGUCUUGUUUCAUCUCGUGGCGUACGGAAGACAUAUUUCACACGAAUAUUGCGGAAGCUUUGUUGCUUUAAAGUCGUUUUAAGUCACAGGCUAAACUCAGCUCAGGGCUGCUCUGCUCUGCAGAUGGCUGCUUAGCUCGGCGCGCUAACGUUAGCCGUUGCUGUAAACAAACACUACAGACGGUGAAGAAACAUCAGCUCAUAAUCCACAUUCACACCCUGCAGGUCGGAGCUCAGUCGCUUUAGAGCGGGUUGGGGUCUGUUGGGGUCACAGGGGAAACACACAUUUAGUCCGGCAUGUCGUCCUUCUCUGAGUCGGCCCUGGAGAAGAAGCUGACGGAGCUGAGCAGCUCGCAGCAGAGCGUCCAGACUCUUUCUCUGUGGAUCAUCCACCACCGCAAACACUCAGCCCUCAUCGUUAAAGUUUGGCACAGAGAGCUGAAGAAAGCAAAAAGCAACAGAAAGCUGACGUUCCUGUAUCUCGCCAACGAUGUCAUCCAGAACAGCAAGAAGAAGGGACCAGAGUUCACCAAAGACUUUGAGUCUGUCCUCGUCGAUGCCUGCUCACAUGUUGCCAGUGAUGCAGAUGAGAACUGUAAAAAGCACAUGGAGAGACUGCUGAACAUCUGGAAGGAGAGGAGCCUCUACAGAGCCGACUUCAUUCAGCAGCUCAAACUGGCCAUAGAGGACUCAAACAGCCCCAGGCCUUCAGAAGAGAAGAAGCCUUUGAAACGAAGCUAUCAGAAGAUCCAGGAAGACGAAGAAGAUGAAGACGACGACUACAGAAGCCACUCCUCCCCUCGUAACAUAGGCGCCAGUGCAACUCAGCUGACAGAGGAGCUGGUGAAGGCCCUGCAGGAUUUGGAAAACGCUGCAUCAGGUGAUGCAGCAGUUCGUCAGAAGAUCGCAUCACUUCCACAGGAAGUCCAAGAUGUUUCCCUGCUGGAGAAAAUCACCGACAAAGACGCUGCAGACAAGCUUUCGAAGACGGUGGAUGAAGCUUGCUUGCUGCUGGCAGAGUAUAAUGGCCGACUGGCUGCAGAGCUGGAGGACCGGAGGCAGCUGGCUCGCAUGCUGUCCGAAUACAUCAGCAGUCAGAGGGAGGCACUCAUGGAGAGAGAGAAGAAACUAGAGGAGUAUAAGCAGAAACUGGCGAGGGUGACCCAAGUUAGGAAAGAGCUAAAGUCCCACAUCCAGAGUCUCCCUGACCUGUCCCUCCUGCCCAACGUGACGGGGGGUCUGGCCCCGCUCCCCUCGGCCGGAGAUCUCUUCUCCACCGACUGAGAGGUCUUCGCUCAGGCAAACUUCUCUCCCUGCCCCUCCCCACCCAAACCCAGUUCCAUGGUUGAAUCACAAAAUACUUCUAGCUGUGUCUCUGGCCAGAGGAAACACAUGGUCAGACCUCCAAUUCACGAGGGAGGAAGGGACAUCAGAAGGAAGAUUUGGUGGAAUCAAAACGCUCUGCAGAGGAGAACAGAGACUCUGUCAGCUUGAAUUUUUCCAGCACUUGCUCAUCGAUAAGGAUUCCACUCCACCAGCUUUGAAAGAGUUUGUUUUCUGUUUGUUUUUAUUUUUUAUUUUUUUUUAAACACUGGAAAUGUCAGUGAUCUAAGAGGAGGGGUGGGUGAAGAAGCAAAACUUAGACAGACCUAAAACCUGAUUGUUAGGACAUGUCAGUCAAUAUGUCGCUCUGUGUGGUGAGCCGUUAGCUCUCACAAUGCGAGUUUGUGACUACACUGUGAAGAGGAUGUACCAUUCAUUAGUUUUAUUUUUUGGCUUUCAUUUGGGGGCUUUUUAUUGACACGUAAUGUGAUAGGUGGCUUUGAUGCGUGUGUGUGUGCAAUUAGAGAAGAUAUCGGAAUGGGUGCGGUGUACGUUGUGUUUUGGUUGCCUCAUGAAUGCUCAUAGCUGACAGCUGUCGCUCAGCAACACUGCAGAGAGAUGGUUAUUAAAUACAGUCUGAUUCUCGUAGUUUAAGUCAAUAAAGAAGCACUCUUUGCAAGUGUUUUUUUUUUAUUCACAGACUAACACUUUCCAAUUCAACAUGGAUGUUUGUUAUCAUGCAUUAAUUUGGACAGGUGCUCAGUCAAUGGAGAAGCUAAUAAUGUUUCUAAGUGUGUUCUAGACCAGGUUUGUGUUUUACACAACGGAUCCUGGAAGUUUGGAGAAUCGAUUCAGAUUCGAUUCAAAGUUUGUGUUACAACAGUAAGGAAUGUGUGGAACCCCAAAACCCAUUUAGAGCAAAACAGGUGAAACUAAGUGUUAAAGUUUUUUUGUGUGUAGAGCUGGGCAAUAAGGAUGUAAAGAAAUACUGAUACAAGUAGAUCAGACCAUUUUCUGAUAUGUUUAAAAUAUCACAACACGUUUGAUAUAUAAAAAAAACAACAAAAAAACCCAGUAGAGGUUGUAACUAUUAGUCAUUUUAAGCUACAUUCACAGGUAUUAAAGAAAAGUAUGUUCAGUGAUUUGCAUUAUGAGAUCCUCUCAGUGAUAUUAAAGUGAUGAGUAAUAACUUAGACAUUUUGCUCAGCCCUACCAGUGCGUGGAUGUCCAGUAAUAAAAUGUUUUAUUAAAAAGUAGCAGCAAC
Scatophagus argus is the source of this 2710-nucleotide messenger RNA. It is a transcript of the gene rprd1b, whose product is annotated as regulation of nuclear pre-mRNA domain containing 1B. The record is from RefSeq and is a predicted model, not a curated record. NCBI's taxonomy places the organism in Eukaryota, Metazoa, Chordata, Actinopteri, Scatophagidae. The transcript has 8 exons. Gene Ontology annotation, biological process: mRNA 3'-end processing. Gene Ontology annotation, molecular function: RNA polymerase II complex binding. Gene Ontology annotation, cellular component: RNA polymerase II, holoenzyme. The coding region runs from base 421 to 1407 and encodes 328 amino acids.